This is a messenger RNA of Trichoderma virens Gv29-8, 4416 nucleotides long. RefSeq lists its product as uncharacterized. Gene Ontology annotation, cellular component: alpha DNA polymerase:primase complex. The transcript has 5 exons. Gene Ontology annotation, molecular function: purine nucleotide binding; DNA replication origin binding; DNA-directed DNA polymerase activity. The record is from RefSeq and is a predicted model, not a curated record. Bases 1 to 4416 code for a protein of 1471 amino acids. Gene Ontology annotation, biological process: lagging strand elongation; mitotic DNA replication initiation; leading strand elongation. NCBI's taxonomy places the organism in Eukaryota, Fungi, Ascomycota, Sordariomycetes, Hypocreales, Hypocreaceae.
AUGCCAAAGGUCGACCGCCGGGCAAAGCUCGCCGAGCUCAAGGCCCUCCGCCAAGCGGGCAAGAAGGCCUUUGAGAGCUACCAGGUCGAAGAUGCCGACGAUCUCUAUGACGAGGUGGACGAGGCUGGAUACAAGAAGAUUGUGCGGGAUCGCCUGAACCAGGACGACUUUGUUGUCGACGACAAUGGCGAGGGCUAUGCCGACGACGGCCGCGAAGACUGGGACAGAGUGCGGCGGUAUGAAUCAGACAGCGAAGGGGAGAACGAACUGCCAGUGCGUGGGAGGCCGAGCAAAGCAGCCAAGAAGAGCCGCGAGGAAGAGCUGGCCAAGCGGGAUGCCAACGACCGCAGCAUUAGCGAGUACUUUACCAAAGGCGCCGGUAAAGCGCAGCCCAAGCCCAAGGUUACCAAAACCAAGGCUGACGACGACUUCCUUGCCGACCUCCUCGGAGAGGUAGACGCCAACAUUCCUGCUCCGGCUCCAAAGGCGUCCAAAGUCGAACGGUCUGGCGGCGAACGACGCAGGGCUCGAGACUUAUCCCCUGCGCCAGAGCCCAGCUACAAGAAGCAGAAGCGGGUUGACAUUCGGUUGCCGUCACCGGAGCCCGCACCUCCAAGUUUUGACGACGACGACGAUCUCGCACCCUUGAUUGAUGACGAGCCUAUGGUUACGGCCGAUAUGCCCAUGAGCGACCCAGCACCGUCUUCUCCCGCUGCCAAAGUCGCCCAACGCAAGGCUCUGAUAAAGCAGGAGCCGCAAAGUGACGACGAUGACGAUAUGAUGGAGGUUGCUCAUGCUGGCGCUGUCAAGGUUGCCAGUGUAAAUAUGGCAGCUUCCCGGCCGGUGAAGAAAAUCAUCAAGGAAGAGCCGGCAGUAACUUCAUCCCCCAUCAAGGUUCCAGACACCUCAGUAGACGCUACAUCUUGGAACGAACUUACAGAAAAGCUCAACGUUGUCAAUACUCCCCUGUUGGAGUCUAGGGGCAUCGGCAAAAUAGACCACAAUGACGCUAUCGAGUCGGAUGGGUCUUUGAACUUCUUCUGGACCGAUUACACAGAAGUCAACGGCAGUCUGUGUCUCUUUGGCAAAGUGCUGAACAAGAAAACACAGUCAUAUGUCAGUUGCUUUGUCAAGAUUGACAAUAUUCUCAGAAAACUCUAUUUCCUGCCUCGACAACAACGUGUCCGAGAUGGUGAAGAAACGGGAGAUGAAGUAGACAUGACGGAUGUUUACACCGAGGUUGAUGAGAUCAUGACCAAGAUGAACGUUGGCAUGUACAAGAUCAAAAAGUGCGAGCGGAAAUAUGCCUUUGAGCUGCCGGAGAUUCCCAAGGAGGCAGAGUACAUGAAACUCUUGUAUCCUUACACAAAACCCGCAAUCAACAUGGAUGCAAAGGGAGAGACCUUUUCCCAUGUCUUUGGCACCAACACUGCUCUAUUCGAGCAGUUUGUUCUUUGGAAGAACAUCAUGGGUCCUUGCUGGCUCAAGAUCCAGGAUGCUGACUUUGGCGCUAUCAAGAAUGCUUCUCACUGCAAGCUCGAGGUUUUGGCUGAACAUCCUAACAUGGUGUCGACCAUCAGCGACUCCGACAACAUGGAUAUGCCCCCGCUGACGCUGAUGAGCAUCGCUCUCCGAACAACAUUCAAUGCAAAGGAGAACAAGCAGGAGAUCCUUGCCAUCAGUGCGCGAAUCUACGACAAGGUGCUUCUCAGUGAUACGACUCCCGCCGAGAAACUUCCAUGUAGAACGUUUACCGUCAUUCGUCCUCACGGACAGGCCUUUCCCAUGGGCUUUGAUACGCUAGUGAAGAAGAGAGACAGAGGUCUCAUCUUGAAGAAACAAGAAUCUGAUCUCCUGAGCUUUUUCCUAGCCCAGGUUGACGUAGCGGAUCCUGAUGUCAUUCUCGGUCACCAGCUAGAAGGCGUUGACUACAGUGUGCUGUUGAAUCGUUUGUUUGAGAAAAAGGUCCAUCAGUGGUCAAGGCUCGGAAGACUGCGGCGAACUCAGUGGCCCUCUUCCAUUGGAAAGACUGGGGGCAACGUGUUUGCUGAGCGUCAGGUCAUGGCUGGCCGAUUGCUUUGCGAUCUUGCCAAUGAUGCAGGAAAGUCUGCCAUGUUCAAGUGUCAGACUUGGAGCUUGACGGAAAUGUGCAGCCUGUAUCUCACAGGUGACAACCGUCGUCGUGAUGUCGACAACGAAGUUGCUCUCAACACCUGGGCUAAGGAGAGCCAGGGCCUCAUGGAUUACGUUACUCAUAUGGAAGCUGACACACACUACAUUGCCGCAUUAGCUGUCAGUGUGCAGCUGCUGCCUCUCACCAAGGUCUUGACGAACUUGGCCGGUAACUCUUGGGCUCGUACUUUGACUGGUACCCGCGCUGAGCGAAACGAGUACAUUCUCCUCCACGAAUUUCAUCGCAACAAGUACAUCUGUCCAGAUAAGCAGACAUUCAAAGGACGGCAAAAGGCCGAAGAGGAAAAUGCCGAGGAAGAAGGAGGCGAUGGCAAGAAAAAGGACAAGUACAAGGGUGGUCUUGUUUUUGAGCCAGAAAAGGGCCUUUAUGACAAGUUUGUCCUUGUCAUGGAUUUCAACUCUCUUUAUCCUUCCAUUAUCCAGGAGUUUAACAUUUGCUUCACCACUGUGGAUAGAACAGCAUCGGCUGAAAAUGAGGACGCUGUCCCCGAAGUGCCUGUUAACCAAGAUCAGGGCAUUCUACCUAGACUUAUUGCUACGCUCGUCAGUCGUCGUCGCCAAGUCAAGAAUCUGAUGAAGGAUAAGAAGGCCACACCCGAAGAGCUUGCCACAUGGGACAUUAAACAGCUGGCUCUGAAGCUCACAGCCAACUCCAUGUACGGUUGUUUGGGAUAUACUCGAUCUCGUUUCUAUGCUCGCCCCCUCGCCAUCUUGACCACGCACAAGGGCCGAGAAAUUCUGCGCAGCACCAAGGAUCUUGCCGAGAGCAAAUCUCUGCAAGUCAUUUACGGUGACACGGAUUCCGUCAUGAUCAAUGCCAACGUUGAUAACGUUGCAGACGCUUUCAAGGUCGGCAACGAGUUCAAGAAGGCCGUCAACGAGCAGUACAGGCUGCUGGAAAUUGACAUCGACAAUGUGUUCCGCCGCAUCUUGCUGCAAGCCAAGAAGAAGUAUGCAGCCAUUAACCUCAUUGAAAAGGAUGGCAAAUUUAUCGAGAAGAUGGAGGUCAAAGGUUUGGAUAUGAGGCGUCGUGAGUACUGCGCCCUUUCCAAGGAAGUCUCCAAGCAUCUGCUUGAUGACAUCUUGUCUGGAGACGAUAUCGAAGUUUCCGUGGCCCGCAUCCACGAGUACCUACGCGAUAUUGCCACCAAGAUGCGCGACUUUGCGAUCCCCGUGCCCAAGUACACCAUCUACACGCAGCUUGGAAAGGGUCCCAAGGAGUAUCCCAAUGCCGACUCCAUGCCCCAAGUGCAAGUCGCCCUUCGCGACUUGGCCAGGGGUAAAACCAUUCGCAAGGGUGAUGUGAUUUCCUACAUUGUUACGGGAACCAGCCAGAGCUCAGAGCCUGCGCCGAAGCGUGCUUAUGCUCCGCCAGAUCUCAAGGCCGAUCCCUCUCUGCAGCCCGAUGUGGACUGGUAUAUUGCCAAGCAAAUCUUCCCGCCUGUUGAGCGUCUGUGUGCCAAUAUUGCGGGCACCUCGACAUCGCAGCUUGCUGAACAGCUGGGCUUGGACGUUCGUCGGUAUACCUCCACUCAAACACAGCAGAGCGGUACAAGUGACGAUCUCGAAAUCCACCCUCUCGAGUCUCAGAUUCCCGAUGAGGUCCGUUUCGUCGAUUGUAAACGCCUCGCUCUCCGCUGCCGCAAAUGCAAAGCUACAUCCGCCUUCGAGGGCCUCACCAGUUCCCCUGAUCGCGUCACUGCGUCAGGCGUCAUCUGCCCCGGCUGCGGCGCAGUUAUCCCUACGCUGUCUGUCGUAGCGCAGGUUGAACACGCAGUUCGCCUCCAGACGUCCCGGUACUACGAAGGCUGGCUUGUCUGCGAUGACCCUCAGUGCGGUAAUCGCACUCGGCAGAUGAGCGUCUACGGCAUAUGCUGUAUGGGACCCAAGGGUCUGGCACGCGACUGUGCUGGCAAUAUGCAUUACGAGUAUACCGAAAAGGCAAUUUAUAACCAGCUCGUUUACUUUGCCAGUCUGUGGGAUGUAGACAAGGCUAAGGCUAAAGCCCUUGAUGCCAACAAUGACUUGACGGGUCAAGAAAGAGAGAAGAUCCGGGCUUUGGUGGAGCACAACCGUGUACGCUUUACGACCGUCAAGGCCGUUGUUGACAAGUACCUGGAUAAGUGCGGUAGACAAUGGGUCGCCAUGGAUACGCUGUUUGCAAAGCUUGGGUUCAGUAAGAUGCUGGGCGCUGUCUCGGCUGCCCCUGCUGCUGCCUCAUGA